ACAAGCCUUUGCAACUUAUAAACACCCCAUUUCACAUCAUUUCACAGUUCAAAUCCCAAUCAAUCCGCAGCUCCAUGGCAGACGAAGUAGACUAUGAAGCGCUACCUACAACCUCCGUCGCAACCAACAUGCUGGCAGGAGCACUGGCGGGUAUCACAGAGCACACUGUCAUGUAUCCGCUCGAUAGUGUGAAGACCCGAAUGCAAGUUCUAUCACCAAGUCCACAAGCCAUAUAUAGCGGUGUCGCCAAUGCACUCUCUCGCAUCACAACAGCUGAGGGGUUUGCUACCCUGUGGCGAGGAGUAAACUCUGUUAUCGUUGGUGCAGGACCAGCACACGCCUUGUAUUUUGCGUCAUACGAAAAAUGUAAGGAGGUCUUUAGCAACAUGGACAAUGGAUACCACCAUGUAUCACACGCGAUGGCAGGAGCAUGUGCAACUAUUGUCAGCGAUGGUUUGAUGAAUCCAUUUGAUGUCGUCAAGCAGCGGAUGCAAGUACACGGGUCCACUUACCGCGGCGUAACAGAGGCAGCAUUGGACAUUUUCAGAAAAGAAGGACUCAGCGCAUUCUACAUCUCCUAUCCCACAACUCUCAUGAUGACUAUCCCUUUCCAAUCGAUUCAUUUUGCCACAUACGAGUACUUUCGCAAGUAUCUGAAUCCAAGCGGAAAAUAUGAUCCAAAAACUCAUAUCGUUUCCGGAGCCAUUGCGGGUGCGGCGGCAGCGGCACUUACAAAUCCUCUUGAUGUGGCCAAAACACUUUUGCAGACAAGGGGAGCGGUCGUUGACCAGACGAUCAGGCAUGCUUCUGGGUUGGCUGAAGCAUUCCGUCUCAUUUACCAGCGACAUGGUUUGGUCGGAUUCACGAUGGGGGCACGAGCGCGGAUUCUAUCUCAUAUGCCGGCAACGGCCAUCUGCUGGACAACGUAUGAGUUUAUGAAAAUGAUUCUUUCACAACAACCUGGAUUCCAAAAAGAACCCAUUCAACUUGCCGAAACACCUCAGGGCUAAACCACCAACAUAUUCGAACACGAUAGGAUACUGGGGUUAUAGAGGAAGGAGGCCUGACUGACAGCGUCACAUCUACGAGCGAGUUGAGAGCUCGUCAUAAGAAGUGACGGCUCAGGACUUCUUCAUUUAGUGGUGAGGGACUGCCAGAAGUAUUCGGAGGUGCUGAGGGCAGCCCCUUGAUUACUGUCGCUGUUCCGUAUUUAAGGACACCCAGUAUCGAACAUAACUGGUGUGCUUAAUGUUGUUUGCACUAUCUAAAUUCAAUUUUUGUAUUGCUCGCUCAAUACACACUUAUAAUUAUAUAUCAUAUCGACGAAAAGGA
Molecule: messenger RNA, 1332 nt
Organism: Spizellomyces punctatus DAOM BR117
Lineage: Eukaryota; Fungi; Chytridiomycota; Chytridiomycetes; Spizellomycetales; Spizellomycetaceae
Exons: 5
Coding region: 75-1010 (311 amino acids)
Biological process (GO): iron import into the mitochondrion
Cellular component (GO): mitochondrial membrane
Molecular function (GO): ferrous iron transmembrane transporter activity
Source: RefSeq, a predicted model, not a curated record